Arxiozyma heterogenica is the source of this 1764-nucleotide messenger RNA. It is a transcript of the gene GAD1, whose product is annotated as glutamate decarboxylase GAD1. The record is from RefSeq and is a predicted model, not a curated record. Lineage: Eukaryota; Fungi; Ascomycota; Saccharomycetes; Saccharomycetales; Saccharomycetaceae. Gene Ontology annotation, molecular function: pyridoxal phosphate binding; glutamate decarboxylase activity. Gene Ontology annotation, biological process: L-glutamate catabolic process. Gene Ontology annotation, cellular component: cytosol. The transcript has a single exon. Bases 1 to 1764 code for a protein of 587 amino acids.
AUGCUACAUAAACACUCAGAUAAACACAGAAAUCCAAGAUCUUUACUACAACAUCCAGAUAUCCCCGAGAUUAAACUACUAUCCGAUCAAUUGCAAAAACUCAGUAGCAAAGACAUAUCAUCCACUGACCUCGCUAUCCAGGAAACUAAGAAACUGGCAAAUAAAUACAUUAUCCCUAAAGAAGGUGUGGAUCCAGAAUUGGCCUAUCAAUUGAUUCACAACGAAUUGACUUUGGAUGGUAAUCCACAUUUGAACCUAGCUAGUUUUGUGAACACUUUCACCACAGAUAUCGCUAAGAAAUUGGUUUACGAAAACAUUAACAAAAACUUGGCUGACAACGAUGAGUACCCUCAAUUGAUCGAACUCACACAGAGAUGUAUCUCUAUCCUUGCUGAAAUUUGGCACUGCGAUCCACAAAAUACACCUAUCGGCUGUAGCACAACCGGCUCCUCCGAAGCUAUUAUGUUGGGUGGGUUGGCUAUGAAGAAAAGAUGGGAACAUAAAAUGUUGGCCAAAGGGAAAAGCAUUUCAAACCCAAAUAUUGUCAUGUCAAGUGCAUGUCAGGUGGCAUUAGAGAAGUUUGCUCGUUAUUUCGAGGUAGAAUGUAGAUUGGUACCUGUUAGUUAUUCCUCCAACUUUUGUUUGGAUCCAAAAGCUCUUCAUCAAUACGUGGAUGAAAACACUAUAGGUGUUUAUGUUAUUAUGGGGACUACAUACACAGGCCAUUUGGAAAAUGUUCAUGAGGUCUCGAAGGCAUUGGCUGAGAUAGAAAAACAAAAUCCAGACUGGGCUAACCUUGAGAUUCCAAUCCACGUGGAUGGUGCAUCUGGUGGGUUUAUUGUCCCAUUCAGUUUCAAUGAUCGUCAAUUGGCAAAAUGCGGUUUACAAAAAUGGUGUUUCAAUGAACCAAGAGUCAUUUCGGUUAGUACAAGUAGUCAUAAGUUUGGGUUGACUACACCUGGGCUAGGUUGGGUUCUUUGGAAAGAUGAAAGCUUGUUGCCGUCCGAGUUAAGAUUUAGACUAAAAUAUCUGGGUGGUGUCGAAGAAACUUUUAACUUGAAUUUCUCAAGACCUGGGUUCCAAGUGAUCCAUCAAUAUUUCAAUUUCAUAUCAAUGGGGUUUAAAGGCUAUAAAGAACAUUUCCAAAGAUCCAUCUUUGUAGCAAGAGCCUUCUCCUAUGGUUUAUUAAAAAGUGACAAAUUAAAAGGCCAUAUCGAGCUCAUCAGUUCUAUCCACAAAAAGAUCGAUGAUGGCUCUAUCCCCGAUACUGUUAAUGAUUACUUAGUCAACUAUGAUGAAUACACUCCAGGUAUCCCAUUGGUAGCCUUCAAACUGUCACAACAAUUUAUGGACACGUAUCCAGAGAUCCCACAAGCCAUGAUCUCUUCGCUAUUACGUGCUCGUGGUUGGAUUAUCCCUAAUUAUCCAUUACCCAAAUCUACUGAUGGGUCUGAUAAACUUGAAGUGUUAAGAGUCGUGUUUAGAACAGAAAUGAAAUUGGACCUGGCUCAAUUAUUAUUAUUUGAUAUUGAAAUGAUCUUAGAUAAGCUGGUUAUAUCCUACAAUAAAGUUCUAAAUCAUAUUAAUAAAUCCCACAAUGGAGCAGUAUCUGAUGCAACCAAACGUGGAUUCAUCUAUGAUAUGUUAUUGACUCUUGCUUCGCCUGAAAGUGAUAUUGUAGCCUCAGAAAACGAAAACAAGACCGAAGAAAAAAAAGCUGCUGUCAACGAACGUACAAAAAGAAAUUACAGAGGUACUUGUUAA